GAUAAAAAGAGGGGAUUUCUUCAUGCGAGGAUUAAAUAAUAAGCAAAACAACAGGUGUAGACGGCUUAUAAAGUCGGGGCUUUCCUGACUGAACAAAACUACUUAUCAUGUGAAUUGCAUGAACCUGCAACAAUAGCACAGCCGCUCUGUUAACUAAGUAUUUCAAGAAACUUUAAGAUGGCCCGGCCAAGGAAGGGUUGUUUUCCAGCUUGUAAGAUUAUUGUUUUGGUAUUGGUUAUAUCGUUAUCUUUGUACAGUACCGAAUCGUUCUACCCUCAUACAGUCAAGAACCAUGUUGUUGUCAAUCAAGAUGACCUGAUCGAUGGAUUUCCUGCACAAGACUGGAUUAGCUGUAUCAUGUCUUGUCAAAAUGAUCCAAAGUGUUUUUCGUAUAAUUAUCAAUACGAGAAGAAAGAGAACGGCUUGUGUGAGCUGUAUGGAUGCGGAGUGGAUCAAGAGAAAGAGUUGACGAAACAACUUGUCUAUUCUUAUGGUUUCCUCUUCCAGCAGCUCAAACAUCACAAGGAAAUGAAGCUUUGUGCAAAACAAAGAGUGACGUCCAAACGCCCAACUACAAAUUCAGCCACGCCGGGCAAAGGUUCGUCCACCAGCACAUCCAAUACAGCCAUCCCCUCAACCACCGCGGUCCCUACAGGCAAAGCUUGCUGCAGAGAUUGGAUCAGAAAUAACCAAACCUGUUACUUGGCAGUGCAUGAACCAAAAACCUGGACUAAAUCUUAUCAUUACUGCAAGCGGAAGGGAGGAAACUUGACCUCAAUCCACAGCAGAGACGAAAACACAUUCAUUGUGAACAAAAUGACUGCAAACUUCAAAAGCGAUUUCUUCUUUGUUGGUUCAAUAAUAAGCAGAAAUAAUCGACUAGUUUGGUCAGAUGGCACGGUAUUCAACUUUUAUCAAAACUGGAAAAGCAACAAUGAUAGGAUAGCUAAAAACGUUACUAAUUUUUCAUCUAAAUAUGUACGUAUCGAAAAAUCACUUGGAAAGUGGAUUUCGAGUUCAAACCCUCCCCUUGACGAGUUUGAAUCGGUCUGUAAACAUUCUCUAUAUGAAUAAAUCUUUAGCUAUCUAUGUCGUGCUAGUAACACGGCUGGUUACUGCUCGUUAA
Molecule: messenger RNA, 1126 nt
Organism: Actinia tenebrosa (Australian red waratah sea anemone)
Lineage: Eukaryota; Metazoa; Cnidaria; Anthozoa; Actiniaria; Actiniidae
Source: RefSeq, a predicted model, not a curated record